UAAUCAACGCUCGACGUACAUAACAAUGUUUAAAUUUUGUCGUUCGUUGAUGCAGUGUUGGCUUCACUUCAAAUAAAAUACUUUUCUUGCAGUAAAUCUCGCGGAAAGUACACUAUUUUUGCUGUAAAUUGAAAAGAGCAUCGCGACAAAUGUUCCUGAAUGCUCGUUUUUUUAAUGGUUUCUUUGUACUGUUUAUAUUAUGCACCGUUUGUUUCGUUGUAAACAAAUCAGGCCGACUCCAUUUCGGCAGGACUAUCGAGAUCUUUCGUCGUAUGAUUCGUCGACAUCCGCGCCCCGUGUUUCCUGUGAACUACCACAGUACGGGAUUGCUGAGACUACCUCACAGUGGAAUAAAGGAACCGUUCGAGAUAUGGUUUAGUCGAAGAGAUCGGAGGAGCAGAGUGGAUUUCUACUAUGGAACAGACCAGACUUUCCAGCGCUCAGAUUUGGGAGCGCACGGAACAGCAUUCAAAGUAGUGCCGAUGUACAAUGAAAAACGCGGGAAUUUCAAGGGUUGCUGGUAUAGGAACGGCACGAAGGUGAUCCCGAUAAUACCGCAACCAAUACUGCCAAAUAUUCAGGAGUUUGAGUUUGCUGGAACUGAGGUUUUAGAAGGAACAGAAACCACGAAAUGGAAGCAUCAUUACAAAACCUACGACCUUAAUAAUGACUACACGUUUUGGGUGACGAACUCCGAACCACAUCGCCCAGUCAAGUAUGAAAUGAAAGGUUACGACAGCCUUUUGGCAACCCAUUACGAUUAUUAUGUUUUGGAAUAUAUUUCCUUCGAAGAAUGGAAGCCAAAUGUUUCAGUUUUUGAGCUGCCUUCAGACUUAUGGUGUCACAAUUGGAGUCACAAACUUGACUCCCACUUUAUGACCAAUCCGAUGCAAGAGUUCAUGACUUCACAUCAUGGAAAUAAGGAGGAACACCUGGAAAGACUGUACUCUAUCUUCCGACGUCGUCAUAUGAAAUCCUACAAAGGGAGGAAGGAAAUGAGUAAAAGAAGACAUUUGUUCCGUCACAAUAUGAGGUUUAUCCACUCAACAAAUCGUAAAAAUUUAAACUUUAAACUCUCGGCAAAUCACAUGACUGACGUUGAUAAGGAUGAAUACAUUCGCUACCGGGGUUCUAAGGAAGAGUCCCGUUAUGUGGACCAUCAUAGUAACGGCAGCUUGAUCAACGAUGAAGGUGCUUUCAACAUAUCCGGUGUUCCUGACUCCUUAGACUGGAGAGAUUUUGGUGCCGUGGGGCCAGUCCGUAGUCAAGGAAACUGCGCCUCUUGUUAUGCCUUGGUAGCGGCCCAGGCUCUGGAGACCAGUCAGUUCUUGAAGACCGGGAAUCUUACUCCAUUAGCCGCCCAGCAGAUUAUGGAUUGUUCUUGGGGAUCUGGUAACGAGGGUUGCAAAGGAGGCUGGUAUAGCAAAGCAUUCAGUUGGGUCUAUCUUCAUUCUCUGCGCACUGAAGAUAGCUACGGACCUUAUUUAGCACAGGAAGGAGCUUGUCAUUCGAACGGAAAUGAGAAAGGUGGCGCGACUAUUGAUGCAUUUGCUUACGUACCCAAACGUAAUAACACUGCGUUGAAAAUCGCCAUAGCUAAAUAUGGCACAGCUGCGAUUUCUAUCAAUGCCAGUCCUAUGACGUUCAAGUUUUACGGAUGGGGAAUUUAUGAUGACCCAGAAUGCGACAACAGCGAUAACAGUCAUACAGUGUUGGUGGUUGGCUAUGGUGUAGAACGAAGUACCCCCUACUGGCUUAUCAAGAAUUCCUGGUCGGAAGCCUGGGGGAUUGGAGGCUAUGCCAAAAUAGCUUGGGACCAGAACAGAUGCGGGGUAACUGAGAAGCCUGUUGUGGUGCUCAUAAAUCAUCGAACUUUUCAAUUACCCAUAAAGGUCAAACAGCCUAAAACAGUGCGCCGAAAAAUUGCAAAAAUGAAACGCCGUAAACAGAAAUCCAAAACGUAGCCAAUCAGUUAAGUA
Dendronephthya gigantea is the source of this 1979-nucleotide messenger RNA. RefSeq names its product cathepsin K-like. The record is from RefSeq and is a predicted model, not a curated record. Gene Ontology annotation, biological process: immune response. The transcript has 9 exons. Lineage: Eukaryota; Metazoa; Cnidaria; Anthozoa; Malacalcyonacea; Nephtheidae. Gene Ontology annotation, cellular component: lysosome. Gene Ontology annotation, molecular function: cysteine-type endopeptidase activity. Bases 150 to 1964 code for a protein of 604 amino acids.